UGGUGGAGAAGGCGGCAGUGUGGGCGGGGUCCCGGUGCGCGCUCUCCGUUGGUCGGUUCUCUCUCUUGCUCCUCCCCCCUUCUCCUCGGGAAGAUGGCGACGUUGAGCACCGGAGCCCUUGACAGAGCGGCCGGGAGCACCGGGGUUCCACUCCGCCUUCACAAACCAGCAACUUCUACCGCCCGUAUUGAUGAAACGUCGCCGCAGAACCUAGGAGCCUGCGGGGAGAGAGCUGAGGUCUCUCUGUUCUUCAGCGACGCCAGAACAUCAUUUCACAUUGGCAAGAUGCUGGACGUACAGCCUGGGCAGUAUCAGGACAGUUUCUAUGGAGCCCUGCAGCACCCAAGAGCAGCAAUGUCAGGCUGUCAGCCUGUGCAAAGCCGAACCCAUCCAGUGCUGUCCACUGUUAUUCCCGUCCCCAAACACAGGCUCGACGAGGCAAUAGCAGCGGCCGCUCUGACCAGCUUGUCCUCGGGACCUUUGGUACUGGGAGCAGGAACAGGAUGUCUCAGUGAAUCGUGCCCUGAGAAUUCCAUUAUUUCAUCAAGCUCAAGCGGUUCUAACAGCUGUGAGCUCUACACGUCCAUCCCCUCCACGCCGUCUCCUCCCCUGCAGUCUGCCCCCUGUUUGGCAUAUGCCGACGCUGGCCUAGAGGACUCUGACACCACUCACUUCCUGUUUGGUGAACCUGUUCCCCGGAAGAGGAAGAACUCGGGGCGACUAAUGUUCCGCUGCCUGUGGAAGAACUGCGGGAAAGUCCUCAGCACGUCUGCCGCAAUACAGAAGCAUAUCCGUACAGCACAUUUGGGACCGUGUGCAGGACCAGAGCACAAUGACGGUGAAGAAGAUUUCUACUACACAGAAAUGGAUGUGAAUGUGGACACACUGACAGAUGGGCUUUCCAGCCUGACUCCCACCUCUCCUACCACCACUGGACCCCCUCCAUUCAUUUGUGCGGGAUCCCUUGGAGCAGCCAAUAGCACAGAGCUGCCUCUGGUAUCCCCUCUCAGCUUGUCGGCUCCCAGCACUCUCUGCCACGUGCACACCGACCACGCUUAUCAAGCUCCUUCUCCCAUCAGUGUGUCCAUCGCAUCUAAGGUUGGCUUCUGGCAGUCUCCUCCGCCCCUGCUAAUCAAAGCUCCCCCAGUUCGCCCCACACUGAAUAUAAGUGAGAAAAGGCCGCAGAUCCUGACCGCUCCUCCAAAUUCAAAGCAAGCGCCCGGGACUCGGAAGCCCCGCGGGGAAGCCAAGAAAUGCCGAAAGGUAUACGGGAUGGAACGUAAAGACAUGUGGUGCACAGCCUGCCGCUGGAAGAAGGCCUGUCAGAGGUUCAUAGACUGAGUGCUGCAGCCGUUCAACUUUAAAUGCCCCUAGGGGGCGCAACUGAGCUUUUAUUUCAUUUUUAUUCCCCCCCCCCCUCUAAAACUCAAGUUUUAUUCCCAGCCUUUUGUGAACGAGCCCGAUGAUUCAGGACUAUUGUUAUACAUCCAAUAUUUUUAUACAUGGAUUGCAUUUCUUUUGUAUGGUCUGGAGCUGCCCCCUUGUGGGCUGGACCCUACCUAGAUGGCCAUGAGGAGAUUCUUCUCAGGUAACGCUCUGCCAAUUUCGGAGAUUCCUUUUCGUGGACUGCGAGGGAGAGAAGACCAGAUUUAUUUUUGAUAUUGUGAGAUAAAAGGAGCCGGGUUAUUUGGGUGCUGGAGAGGGGUUGAUGUGUUUAGUUUUUUUUGUUUUGUUUUCUUUGUUUUUUCCCCCCUUCCUUAGGGUGGUCUUACGUAAAUUCUUGCUGCACUAUGCUUUGCACUUUUGAAGGCACUGUGGACAUGGGGGAACAGCAGAUUUAUGGCUCUUAAACUUAGAGGUAGGGGAGAAAUACUGGAUUUAAAGUGGGAACUCAGCUAGAUCCCUAAAACUUUUAUGAUCGCCUUUCACUGACAUGUCACAAAAU
Messenger RNA from Bufo bufo (common toad), 1945 nucleotides. It is a transcript of the gene SLC2A4RG, whose product is annotated as SLC2A4 regulator. The transcript has 9 exons. NCBI's taxonomy places the organism in Eukaryota, Metazoa, Chordata, Amphibia, Anura, Bufonidae. Gene Ontology annotation, cellular component: nucleus. The record is from RefSeq and is a predicted model, not a curated record. Gene Ontology annotation, molecular function: RNA polymerase II cis-regulatory region sequence-specific DNA binding; DNA-binding transcription factor activity. Gene Ontology annotation, biological process: regulation of transcription by RNA polymerase II. Bases 94 to 1341 code for a protein of 415 amino acids.